This is a messenger RNA of Saprolegnia diclina VS20, 2276 nucleotides long. RefSeq lists its product as hypothetical. The record is from RefSeq and is a predicted model, not a curated record. NCBI's taxonomy places the organism in Eukaryota, Oomycota, Saprolegniomycetes, Saprolegniales, Saprolegniaceae. Bases 34 to 2217 code for a protein of 727 amino acids. The transcript is spliced from 8 exons.
CGGUGGUGUAACGGGCAGGAGGGCUGAACAAUCAUGGACGACGACGUGGCCGAGGAGCGACUCCUCGAGACCGUCCAGCGCGACCUCACGGCGCACGCAGCGGCCGUCCGCGUGGUCCUGACGCGGUUGGCCGAGCGCAUCUUGGCCCUCGAGGAGCUCGUGGAGGGCCCGCUGGGCAAGCUCCCACACGUUGUCGACGCGCUCGACGCGCGCGUGACGGCAAUGGGGUCGUCGCUCGAAGUCGCAAUCGACGACACGCGCAGUGCGAUACCGGACUACAGCGACCGGUUUGAAGUGCUCGACAAGCAGGUGGCGGGCCUCGCCGAGAGCGCCGGCGACAUGCACGCCGUCGCCAUGAUGCAGGUCUCGCGCAUCGCGUCCGAGACGGCCGGCGUCAAGAGCCUCAUCGGGACGCUCAACGAAGCCCAGCGCCGCGCGACCGUGGCGAUCCACGACGCGAUCCAGGGCGCGGUCGAAAACAUCCAAAUCGCCCGGGGCGCCGACAAGGAAGAGGUCAUGGAGAACAUUGCGGUCGUCCAAAAGACGUUUGCGGCCCAAGUCGAAGACAUUUACAAGCACGUGGACGACGUCAUGGCCAAACCGCCGCCGGUGGUCGUCUUGCAAGCAGCGCCCGAGCCACCGCGCCCGACGACGCCGAUUCGCCGCGUCGAGCCCGUCGUCAUUGCCUUCUCGCCCGAGAGGCCAGCAACACCCGCAUCAACGCCAACACCCGCACCGACGCCGACCCCGACACCCGCACCGACACCGACGCUCAAACCGACACUGACGCCCAAGCCAGUGUCCCGCCCGGCGACGCCGGCGACCGUCGAGCAUGAAGUCGAGUCGCCAGAGAAGAAGCCCGUGUCGGUACCGCCGUCCAGCAAAAUUCCCGUCGUCAUCCACGCCCGGCGGCGGGAAAAGGAGACGCGGCCGCCGGCGUCCAUGACAGACCUACCGCCGUACGCGCUCCCGCCAGACAUGAAGCACAAGAUCGAGCACAACGUGCGCGCGACGCUGGAUCCGCCAACUCCACUGCCGAUACCACCGGUGGUCGCUGCGCCGACGACAGUGCUCGUGCCCACACACGCACCAGCAAUAGCAGCAACGAGUCUUGUCCUAUCCCACGGGACACCAGACGGGCCAGGCGUCCCAGGGGAGUUCAAGGCGCAGCUACAUGCGUGCCAGAGUAGCGUCGAGAUGGUGUGCAGCUUGCUCGAGGUCACACGCAGCCAGGUCAAAAUGCGCCAAGACGAGAGCGACGCGGCGAUGGCCCGUGAGGUGCACGCGCUGCGCGCCAAGAUCAAGAAAGUGCGCGACGAGUUCCACCACAUUUUGCCGCUGCUCAAGCCGAUGCUGUAUGACUCCGACCUGCUCGCGACGCCAGAGUUGGAGCUCGGGCACAUUCCGUCCUUGCGCACGGCACUCUUGGAGCUCUCGCGCAACCUCAACGUCGUGCGGCAGACGCGCAAGCACAUGAGCAUGGACAUGCGCCGGACCAUCGACAAGAUCAUCGACGUCAUCAACGACGCCUACCACACCACGGCGGCGGGCCCGAUCGACGACAUGACCGUCCUGGCGCGACAAGUCGACAGGGUCGCCCGCGCGCUUGCGUUUGGCAUCCAGUCGACCGUUGGCGUGCUCACGACCGUCGACGCGGUCUCGACACGCGAGGUGGCGACAGCGAUCGAGUCGUUCUCCGAAAUCCUCACUGAGGGGCUUCACGACGGCAGCAGCGCCGAGAUGCUUCGGCAACACGUCUCGGCCCUUACGUCCGAGCUACACGAGGCCAAGCACGAGCUUCGCGCCGCCAUCUUGUCGCUGCAACACCGCCUCGAAGAGCCGCGGAGCAGCGAGAAGACGCUCAAGGCAGUGCACUCGCGGCACGAGAUCAACGACCGCGGGAAAGCUGUGCUCAUGCUCGAGCACGAGGUGAGCGCGCUCCGGGCGCAAAUGGACGCGCGCGACGAGACACUGCGGCGACUCAUGCAGGACCUCGAUGGCAAGGCCGACAAGCGGCAGCUCACUCGACUGCUUCAUCCCGAGGUAGCUGAGCUCACCAAGGUCCGCAAGCUGCCGCACGCGACCAAGCCCAAGCCAAAACCCCUCUCGACGGGCGUCCUGCGAAAAGCCCCGGCGCUCUCGGCCCUCUUUGUGGAGAACUCCAAGGCACCGGACAACGAGUCGCUCGCCCGGUCCAGUCCGGUCUCGCGCGAAUAGUUGUCGUAGACAGUAGAAAUAUUACAAUAUAUAUAGCGUUAAUUAGAGGGGGAUUUUGU